AUGUCUGACCUUGAAGAGUUUAUCCGAGUUGCACGGAAAGCUGUUGAAGCAUCACCAGAAGAUCAUCCUGACCGGGAUAAGUAUUUGAACAACCUCGGAAUUGGGCUUAGGGACCGAUAUGAAAGGACGGGGGCAAUGGCUGACCUUAACGAGUCUAUUCAAAUUUUCCAGCAAGCUCUCAGAGCAACGCCAGAAGACCAUAGUGACCGUGCUACACGUUUAGACAAUCUUGGAAGUGCACUUGGCGACCGCUAUACCAUCACAGGAGCAUUAGCUGACCUUGAAGAGUCUAUCCAGCUUGGACAGGAAGCUGUUGAAGCAACGCCAGAAGAUCACCCUGACCGGGGCAUGUUUCUAAACAACCUUGGGCGUGGGCUUAGGGAUCGAUACGAAAGGACAGAAGAAGUGACUGAUUUUAAUAAGUCUAUACAACUUGGCUGGGAAGCUGUCAAAGCAACGCCAGAAGAUCACCCUGAGCGUGCUAUGUAUUUGAACAGCCUAGGAAAUCAACUUGCGGACCGAUAUGAAAUGACAGGAGCAAUGGCUGACCUUAACAUGUCUAUCCAACUUGGUUGGGAAGCUGUCAAAGCCACGCCAGGAGAUUAUCCUGACCGGGCUAUGUAUUUGAACAAUCUCGGAAGUCAACUUGGGGACCGAUAUGAAAGGACAGGGAAAAUAGCUGAUCUUGGAGAGGCUAUCCAGCUUGGGAGGGAAGCUGUUGAUGCAACACUAGAGGAUCAUCCUGACCGGCUUAUGUAUUUGAACAAUCUCAGAAGCCAACUUGAGGACCGAUAUGAAAGGACAGGAGCAUUGGCUGAUCUUGAAGAGUCUAUUCAGAUUGGAAGGGAGAUUGUCAAAGCAACACCAGAAGAUCACCGGGCUAUGUAUUUGAACAAUCUCGGAAAUCAACUUAGGGACCGAUAUGAAAGGACAGGAGAAAUGGCUGAUCUUGAAGAGUCUAUUCAGCUUGGACGGGAAGCUGCUGAUGCAACACCAGAAGACCAUCCUGAUCGGGCCAUGUAUUUGAAUACACUUGGAUCUCGACUUAGAAGCCGAUAUGAAAGGACAGGAACAAUGGCUGACCUUGAAGAGUCUAUCCAAUUUGGACGACAGGCCGUUGAAGCAACACCAGAAGAUCAUCCUGACCAGGCUACGCGUUUAGAUAACCUUAGAAGUUCGCUUGGCGACCGAUAUACAAGAACAGGAGCAAUAACUGACCUUGAAGAGUCUAUUCGAAUCGGGAGGGAAGCUGUUCAAGCAACACCACAAGAUCAUCCUGCACGGGCUAUAUAUUUGAACCACCUUGCAAGUGGACUCCGGGACCUGCAUAAAAGGACAGGGUCAAUGGCUGAACUUAACGAGUCUAUCCAAAUUGGACGUGAAGCUGUUCAAGCAACACCACAAGAUCAUCCUGACCGGGCUAUGUAUUUGAACAACCUUGGAAAUGAGCUUGGCAACCGAUAUGAAAGGACAGGGGAAAUGGCUGAUCUUGAAGAGUCCAUCCGAAUCGGACGGGAAGCUGUCAAAGCAACACCACAAGAUCAUCCUGCACGGGCUAUGCAUCUGAACAACCUUGGGAGUGGGGUUGGUGACCGAUAUAAGAGGACAGGAGACAUGGCUGAUCUUGAAGAGUCUAUCCAAAUUGGACGGGAGGCUGUUGAAGCAACACCACAAGAUGACCCUGACCGGGCUAUGUAUUUGAACAACCUGGGAUGUGGGCUUAGAGACCGGUAUGAAAGGACAGGAGAAAUGGCUGACCUUGAAGAGUCUAUUCAAAUUGGUCAGGAGGCUGUUGAAGCAACACCAGAGUAUCAUCCCGACCGGGCUAUGUGUUUGAACAACCUUGGCCGCGGGCUUAGGGACCAAUAUGAAAGGACAGGAGCAAUGGCUGACCUUGAAGAGUCUAUUCGAAUUGGACGGAAAGCCGUUGAAGCAACGCCACAAGAUCACCCUGACCAGGCUAUGUAUCUAAACCACCUUGGAACUGGGCUUAGGGACCGAUAUGAACGGACAGGAGAAAUGGCUGAUCUUAGAGAGUCCAUCCAAAUCGGACGGGAAGCUGUUGAAACAACACCUGAGGAUCAUCCUGACAGGGCCACAUAUCUCACUAACCUCGGAAAUCGACUUGGGGAACAAUAUACAAAGACAGGAGCAAUGGCUGAACUUAACGAGUCUAUACAACUUGGACGGGAAGCUCUUAAAGUAACACCAGAAGAUCAUCCUGAACGGGCUAUAUAUUUGAACAACCUUGGAAGCGGGCUCAAGGACCGAUAUGAAAGAACAGGAGCAAUGACUGACCUUGAGGAGUCUAUCCAAAUUGGACGGCAAGCUGUUGAAGCAACACCAGAAGAUCAUCCUGACCGGGCUAUGUAUUUGAACAACCUUGGAGACGGGCUUGGUGACCGAUAUGCAAAGACUGGAGCAGUAGCCGACCUCCUUGAAGCUAUUUCACAUCAGCAGUCUGCUUUACGACAACAAAGCUCUUUCAUUGCCACUCGAGUACAAGCUGGCCAUUGUGCACUUCGGAAUCUUGCCAUUCUUUCAGACUGGCAGCAGAGCUACGAAGUCGCAGAUAUCGCUGUUCAUCUCGUUCCUCGUUUAACGGCACGGUCACUUGAAAACUCUGAUAAACAACAUUUGCUUGGUGAAGUAGUGGGCCUUGCUUCUGAUGCAGCAUCUGUCGCAUUGAAUGCGCAAAAGGGAGCCGUGGAAGCAUACCCUGCCCUGGCCACGCGAUUUGUUCAGCUUCGGGAUAUACUAGGCAAGCCUUCUACGCGCAAUGAAUUUUUGACGACUACAAAUCCCACGACUUCUGGGCAGGCUCAAGCGCGUCAGCGUUACAAUGCUGACAGAGAACUUGACAAGUUGAUCAUUGAGAUUCGAAAACAGCCGGGAUUUGAUGACUUUUUGCUAGCGCCGAGUGAAGAUGAAAUGCGACUUGCUGCGCAGAAGGGUCCUAUUGUAACAAUAAAUGUCAGCCGGUACCGCUGUGAUGCAAUCCUGAUUGCACAGGAUAAAAUAUCUUCUCUGCAUCUACCCAACCUCACCAGCGAAGAGAUCGAGGAGAAGGCAAAGACAACAGAUGAUUUGGGAAGUCCUAUUAUCCUAGAAUGGUUGUGGGAUGCCAUCAUGCAUCCUGUUCUAGAAUCGCUAGGAUUAGACCGAUCCCCAUCUGGCAACAAUUGGCCACACAUAUGGUGGAUCCCGACAGGUGCUUUGAGCAAAUUCCCUCUCCAUGCAGCUGGAUAUCAUGGUAGAGGUACACAGGAGACAGUGCUUGAUCGGGUCAUGUCUUCCUACAGCUCGUCUGUUAAAGCGAUUAUACAUGGACGUCGACGUCCUGCUAAGCAGCCAACUUCGGCACAUGCACUUCUAAUUGCUAUGGAGCAUACACCAGGGAAUUCCAGGCUUCCAUUUGCAGCUAAGGAAAUAGCAAUACUUCAUGACCCGUUCAGAUCAAUGGGUCUCGACCCUAUCCAGCCAGGACAAUACAAACGCGAUCUCGUACCGUAUUUGCCGCAAUGCAGGAUAUUCCACUUCGCUGGCCAUGGUUAUACAGACAAGGCAAAUCCAUCCAAAAGUUGUUUGCUUCUUAGAGAUGGGAAAGAUGGGCCCCUUACAGUAGCUAAUCUUCUGGAAAUGAAUCUUCGAGAGUACUCACCAUUCCUUGCUUACCUUUCAGCUUGUGGAACUGGCCAGAUCAGAGAUGAGAGGUUCCUUGACGAGAGUAUUCACCUGAUCAGCGCCUUCCAGCUGGCAGGAUUCCGGCAUGUUAUUGGCACUCUCUGGAAGGUAGAUGACGAAACCUGUAUGGACAUGGCAAGGAUUACAUAUAAAACAAUGGCGGGUGGAAACAUGAAGGAUGAAUCAGUGUGUCAAGGCCUGCAUCAGGCUGCCCGGAGACUUCGUGAUCAUUGUCUCAAUAGGCCGUCAGUGAGUCAAACAGAGGUUGAUAACCUAGGUGGUCGGCAUGUUGGAAGCGACAGGUUACCACGAGACAUCAUUUGGUAUGAUUCCGACAUGGAUAGCAACGACGUUUACCAAGGUACAAGGUAUUUACCGUGGGUUCCAUAUGUUCAUUUUGGAGUCUGA
This is a messenger RNA of Aspergillus nidulans FGSC A4, 4092 nucleotides long. RefSeq lists its product as uncharacterized. The transcript is spliced from 2 exons. NCBI's taxonomy places the organism in Eukaryota, Fungi, Ascomycota, Eurotiomycetes, Eurotiales, Aspergillaceae. The record is from RefSeq and is a predicted model, not a curated record. The coding region runs from base 1 to 4092 and encodes 1363 amino acids.